Molecule: messenger RNA, 1014 nt
Organism: Aethina tumida (small hive beetle)
Lineage: Eukaryota; Metazoa; Arthropoda; Insecta; Coleoptera; Nitidulidae
Product: replication stress response regulator SDE2
Exons: 3
Coding region: 67-903 (278 amino acids)
Cellular component (GO): nucleus
Source: RefSeq, a predicted model, not a curated record
CAGUAAACAAAACAUAGUUAUCAUCGUUUUACGUCGUUUACAACUUAAUAAAUAAAUAAAGCGAAAAUGUUUGUACUUUUCAACAAGGAAGUCGUUUAUUCCACACAAAAAUGCCUGACAACCACACAAUUACAAACAACAAUUACAAAUUUAUUGCAAUUUGAUGACUUUUAUUUGACUUCAAAUGGAAAGAAACUGCUUGAAGGAGAUACAAUAUGUGAAAACGCACGAGUACAUAUUAAUUUAAGACUAUGUGGAGGCAAAGGUGGUUUUGGGUCUAUGUUACGUGCCAUAGGUGCACAGAUUGAGAAAACAACCAAUCGUGAAGCUUGUAGGGAUUUAAGUGGAAGAAGAUUGAGGGACAUAAAUGAAGAACAAAGGUUAAAAACUUGGAUUUCUCAACAAGCAGACAGAGAAAAGCAACAAAAAGAUCAGAAAAGGAAGAAGUUGGAAAAAAUGUUGGAAACACCGAAACAUGAAUUUAAAGAUGAAAGUUACUAUAAAGAACGUGAAGAGUUGAGUGAAAAAGUUGAAGAUGCUGUUAUUUGUGGCAUGAAAAAUGCACAGAGUAGUAAUUUGGGAUUGAAUAAGAGGAAGAAUGCGGAGGAAUCUGGUGAGCUUAAGAGUAAAAAGACGAAAUUGUGGAUUGAUGAUGAUUUGGAUGAAGAUGAAUUAAGUAGUAGUGAUGAGGAUUCUGAUGAGAAUGAAGAAAAAGAUAAGAAAAGUUGUGAAAUGGAACAAUCUGAGUAUAACAAAGGAGAAAAAAGUUGUGAAGAUGAAAAACAUAAUCAAAUAGAUUAUGAAAAUGAACAAGAAAAUGUAGAUAAAGAAUGUGGGGAUAACGAGAAGGAAAAAAAUUGUGAAGAUGAGAAAAACAUUCAAAAAGUUAACAAAGAUACAUAAUCAACCAAAAUGGGGAUGGUUUAUAUUAUGAAUUUAAUUAAAUGUGAAUAUAAAUCUUGUAAAUAAUUAAUUUUAAUGACUAUAGAUGUAUUAAAAUUAUGAGAAAAAAUA